Molecule: messenger RNA, 2139 nt
Organism: Opisthorchis viverrini
Lineage: Eukaryota; Metazoa; Platyhelminthes; Trematoda; Opisthorchiida; Opisthorchiidae
Exons: 11
Coding region: 191-1942 (583 amino acids)
Biological process (GO): adenylate cyclase-modulating G protein-coupled receptor signaling pathway
Cellular component (GO): heterotrimeric G-protein complex
Molecular function (GO): GTPase activity; G-protein beta/gamma-subunit complex binding; G protein-coupled receptor binding
Source: RefSeq, a predicted model, not a curated record
UGCCGAUAGGCUGUCCGCUUCUGACUGAGCAUACUGUUGCUUCACUGCAUGGAUUUGUCGUGUUAGCUACGGCUUGGUCACAGGAAACCAGAAGUUGUGAAUUUCGAGUUAAAUUGUCGGGACUGAUUUGCAUACAACGCGUUAUUCACAAAAGCCUCAGUGGAUGAUACGUUUAGUACACAAAGACUGAAUGACACUACUUUGUUGUGCCGUAACCCAUUCACCGGAGGAAGAGAAUGAAAAGAAGGCCAGAAAAGUUUCCCGGUCCAUCAACAAAAGAUUAAAACAAUCCCAGAAAGCCGACUGGAAAUGCCUGAAAUUGCUUUUGCUUGGUACGGGAGAAUCAGGAAAGUCCACAAUCCUGAAGCAGAUGAAAAUUAUUCAUAUAAACGGCUAUACAGAAUCAGAGAAGAAGGAAUUCAUUUUGCCCGUGUACAAAAACAUUCGCGAUGCGAUGAUGUCCCUGCUGGGUGGAAUGCGAGUCCUCAGUGAAGAAUUUGGAACUGCUGAGAAUGCAAAAUUGGCCAAAGACCUUCUAGACACUUCAUUCAAAGAAGACAGCGAAUAUCCUCCAUCGUUCUUCGACGCCGUAGAGAGGCUGUGGAAUGAUCAGGGUGUUCAAAGGGUAUUCACAAAGGCCAACGAAUACCAGCUUCUGGAUUCAGCAAAGUACUUCCUUGACCGUAUUGGAAUAAUUCGCCAGGCAGACUAUAUUCCCUCAGAUCAGGACAUCCUACGCUGCCGUACAAUGACUGAUGGCAUAAACGAAGUGCGCUUCGACAUUCAGACUGGCAGAAAAACCAGCGUACGAUUUCGAGUUUUCGAUGUCAGUGGACAACGGGGAGCCAGAAAAAAGUGGAUUCAACUUUUCGACAACGUGACUGCCAUCCUGUUUCUGGUUGACAGUAGCAGCUUUGAUCAAACACUACGUGAGGACCGCAAUCAAAAUCGCAUGGUUGAUUCUUUAGAAGUGUUUGAGCAGGCUUGGAACAAUAAGUACCUUCAGUCAGUACCGAUGAUUGUAUUCUUGAAUAAAAUCGAUGUACUGGACGAAAAGAUUCAUGCAGGACAACGAAUCACCCGGUUGUACUCCUUCGCGGCAAACUGGAUUGACAUGUACGAAAUGCGAAGCAGCGUUUUUUCACCCGCAUCCUUGGCAGAUUCAAGAGAUCAAUUUUUGAACCUACACGAUUCUUUGCUCAGUUGUUACUCGCAAACCAACGAUUUUAACGAUGGGACAGCUGUUCAGACGCCCGUAUCGCGAUUUCCAAACACAAGUGUCCUGCGAAAGAUUGACGAAAAUGCUUCUCAGGAUUGUGACGGAUCGCCUCUAGGUUCCUCACUGACUUCACCCACCAAACACUCCACACCAAACGAUCGGGCAAAAAUGACUCGACGUCCCUCCCAAACCUCAUUCCGGUGGCGGCAGAGCUCAUUCAGUAGAACACUCAAUACUCUGACGCCUAAAAAUUCAAUACGUCGAUUUCGUCGAAGUUUCCGGCAGGCCACAUUCAUCCCCAUUAACCCCAUGCCUUCUUCGUGUGGGCAAAAGAGUCGACUGUCUUGCACAGUUGCUGUGACCCAGGUGAUAGUCCAGUCGCCUUAUCACAAGUUCGAACCGUCAGUUGAAGAACAAUACGAGUUCACUCGGGCUAUACAGUACAUUGAAAGACAACCACACAGCCUCGCUGGGUUGGAAUCCACUGACCUACGUGAACUACGCCCACCACACCGUGAGACCAUUCGGACUGCAUGCUACAUCAAACACCUUUUCCAGGAACUGACGAAGCAGAAACCAAGUGGACAAAACCAGCUGGGUAAACGGCGGCACUGUUUAUUCUACUACACAUGUGCCGUCAGCACAGACAGCGUCAAGAAGGUGCUCGAUGCUUGUCGCAAAUUUCUGAUUGAGGAUCAUCUUGAACGCUUUGGCUUGUUAUAACCUCAGUUCUCAUUUUUCUGACCAACACGCGUUGGUGUUGACCAGCCUGUGCCUGCACCACCACACCACCUGAAGCUUGCCCUCAAGCAAUUCUGAAUUGACAUGUGACUUUGUUUACUUUAUUCAUAUCGGCUUUCUAAAAUGAUUCAUCCCCCUAGCAGGCAAUGUACUCUCAACCCUGAAGAACACAAAGCAAC